This is a messenger RNA of Lampris incognitus (smalleye Pacific opah), 4452 nucleotides long. It is a transcript of the gene fermt2, whose product is annotated as FERM domain containing kindlin 2. NCBI's taxonomy places the organism in Eukaryota, Metazoa, Chordata, Actinopteri, Lampriformes, Lampridae. The coding region runs from base 178 to 2268 and encodes 696 amino acids. The transcript has 17 exons. Gene Ontology annotation, cellular component: extrinsic component of cytoplasmic side of plasma membrane; focal adhesion. Gene Ontology annotation, molecular function: integrin binding. The record is from RefSeq and is a predicted model, not a curated record. Gene Ontology annotation, biological process: cell-matrix adhesion; integrin-mediated signaling pathway.
UUCGGCGACUUCUUUGGGAUUUUUCCCCUCCUCCUCCUCCUCCUCCUCCUCCUCCUGUGUUUAAAAAAAACCCCAAAAAACUUUAUACAUGAUUAGAACAAGGGGAACUGUCUGAUAAUCGCUACGUCGACGGUUUUGGUGGAUUUUCCUCUCUGGGCUGGUUGUAUUUUGUGAAGGAUGGCGCUGGACGGGAUCCGGAUGCCGGAUGGCUGCUAUGCAGACGGGACGUGGGAACUGAAGAUGCAUGUUACCGACCUGCACAGGGACGUGUCUCUGAGGGUCACCGGAGAAAUCCACAUCGGUGGGGUCAUGCUCAAACUCGUGGAGAAACUUGAUGUGAAAAAGGACUGGUCGGACCAUGCUCUGUGGUGGGAGAAGAAGAAGACAUGGCUGUUGAAGACCCACUGGACCCUGGACAAGUACGGCAUCCAAGCAGAUGCCAGGUUGCUCUUCACACCACAGCACAAGUUGCUGCGCCUCCAGCUGCCCAACAUGAAGCACAUGAAGGUCAAGGUCAACUUCUCCGACCGUGUCUUCAAGGCUGUCUCUGACAUCUGCAAAACAUUUAAUAUCCGCCACCCAGAGGAAUUAUCUCUACUGCGUAAGCCGCGUGAUCCCAAGAAGAAGAAGAAAAAGCUGGAGGAGGCAGAGGAGGAGGCUCUGGAGCUGGAGGGCCCUCUGCUUACUCCUGGAUCAGCCUCUGAGAUAAUAUACAUUGGACCUGUCAAAGGGAGUAUCUACUCCAGCCCAGGCCUGUAUAGUAAGACCAUGACCCCCACCUAUGACUCCAGGGACGGUAGUCCAUUGUCGCCCACCACUGCCUGGUUUGGGGACAGCCCCCUCUCCGAGGGAAAUCCCAGCAUCCUCGCUGUCAGCCAGCCGAUCUCCUCGCCAGACAUCCUGGUCAAGCUUUAUAAACCCCAGUCCCUCCUGGAUAAGGCCAAGAUCAACCAAGGGUGGUUGGACUCGUCAAGGUCUCUGAUGGAGCAGGACGUGAAGGAAAAUGAGGUGCUCCUGCUGCGGUUUAAAUACCACAGUUUCUUUGACCUCAACCCAAAGUACGAUGCCAUCCGGGUCAACCAGCUCUAUGAGCAGGCCAAGUGGGCUAUCCUGUUGGAGGAAAUCGAGUGCACCGAGGAGGAGAUGAUGAUGUUUGCUGCCCUGCAGUAUCACAUCAACAAGCUGUCAAUCAUGUCUUCAGACAACCACAUGAAUAACAGUGAGAAGGAGGUAGACGAAGUGGACGCAGCCCUGUCAGACCUGGAAAUUACCUUAGAGGGAGGAAAGACGUCCAACACACUGGGUGACAUCACAUCCAUUCCAGAGCUAGCAGACUAUGUCAAAGUCUUCAAGCCUAAGAAACUGACACUGAAAGGCUAUAAGCAGUACUGGUGUACGUUCAAGGAUAUUACCAUUUCCUGUUACAAGAGCAAAGAGGAGGCACAUGGGACACCUGCUCUCCAAAUGAAUCUUAGAGGCUGUGAGGUAACUCCAGAUGUCAACAUCUCCGGUCAGAAAUUCAACAUCAAGUUGCUAAUCCCAGUGGCUGAUGGCAUGAAUGAAAUCUGGCUUCGGUGUGAUACGGAAAAGCAGUAUGCCCACUGGAUGGCUGCAUGCCGACUGGCCUCUAAAGGAAAGACCAUGGCCGACAGCUCCUACAACCUCGAAGUCCAGAAUAUUCUGUCCUUCCUCAAAAUGCAGCACAUGAACCCAGACCCACAGUUCAUUGCCGAGCCAAUCACCACCGACAUCAACCCCGAGUGCCUGGUGUCCCCUCGUUACCUGAAGAAGUACAAGAACAAGCAGCCAGGCUAUAUCAGAGACUUGAUUUCAGCCAGGAUCCUUGAAGCCCACCAGAAUGUGGCCCAGAUGAGUCUCAUUGAGGCCAAGAUGCGUUUCAUCCAGGCGUGGCAGUCCCUGCCUGAGUUUGGAAUCACUCACUUCCUUGCCAAGUUCCAGGGUGGAAAGAGAGAAGAGUUGAUCGGCAUCACUUACAACCGUCUGAUCCGGAUGGACGCCGGCACGGGCGAUGCCAUCAAGACCUGGCGCUUCAGCAACAUGAAGCAGUGGAACGUCAACUGGGAGAUAAAGAUGGUGACAGUGGAGUUCGCAGAUGAGCCCAGUCUGGCCUUCAUCUGCGCUGAGGUGGACUGUAAGGUUGUCCACGAGUUCAUCGGCGGCUACAUCUUCCUGUCCACACGUGCCAAGGACCAGAACGAGUCUCUGGAUGAGGAGAUGUUCUAUAAGCUGACCAGCGGUUGGGUCUGAGUGUCCUUCACCCAAGCAACCAGGGGCCAACGGUUGUAGGCCAGGGGGUCGAGAUGGGUGCAGUUGUAGGGGAUGGCGGGCGGGCAGACGUCAUGGGUUUAUUUUAUUCUACUAUUUCUUGGUCUUUUGUAAUUGUUUGGAACUGUGCUAGAGGUUAAGCACAGCACCACUUUUUGCCAUGGCUGACACCGUUUUUAUCAUGUUAACGUUAUUGUUAUUUUUUUUUUUGUUCUUUUGUUUUUUUUUUUUUUGGCCUUAACGCUGACAAUGUCAUCUGUGAAAACACUAAUAUUCUGCUGAAUGCAGUCCAGACGAACUCUAAAUGUCAAACCCUCUUGCCUUCAUAUUGCCAGCAGAGGCCUCACACCACUUGGCAGGAAAUUUGGUGCUUUUCUUACAGCUCUUCUCCAACUCUCCUCCACCUGUGCCUCUUCCUGGAGUGUUGGCCGUCCUUGACAGCCUGUCAAAAAUGCCAGGAGUCCUUUUAAUCCCAAAGAUUCUUUGUCCUCUCCCAUUCUCUUCCCCUCUCUCCUGGACUAACGUAGCUGAUUUUGUCAAACUGUCAGCCAGCCAGCUAGAAUACGUCAUGAUGAUAGUCCCAACAGAUACCCACAGUGACAUGAUUAUCUAUCCGAGUACACACUUUCACAUAGAAUCCACUUGACAUGAAGGGUAGCUGCAGCACAUUUUUCCCGUUCUCUCCAGUCCAUGAAGGGUUUUCACGUCUUAUCUCUGUAGUUCAUAUGAAGUCACAAGUGAGCACUUCCACAGUAUAAAGACAGUCCCGUUUAUGAAUAAGCUGUAGUUAAAAGUUUGUUUUGCUGUUGUUUUUUCCGUUGCCUUCGUUUGCCGUUGUCUCGUCAGAGUUUGCGUUCGGUGGUAGUGAAUGAUGUUUCUUCCAUGUCGAAUCGUUCCAUGUAAUCUCGCCACAUACGACGACGCCCCGGAGCUUAAACCAGGUGUUGCUCUGUUUUAAAUGCACUGGAGUGAGUGUCCUGCGGUCCAUCCCAAAGCUGCCAGGGGAAAUUUGUCCGUCAGUGAUUAUCGUGUCCAAACUCUUACCACAGUCAAACACGGAUUGGGCAGUCGUCUCCUGUUUGGGGUUAUGGGUGUGAUUUAUGGCACUCAGUCUUCCAGACUUCAAAUAAUGAAUUGAGAAUGCAAAUUAAGAUUUUGCUAACAUGCAACAUUCAGCGCCAUGUGCACUAAUAUUCUGCCAAACAUAUCUAUCUUUGGCCACCUCAUCAUGUUGCCAGACGUCAACAACAUGUUUGAAUUUGCAUGCGGACAUUGAGAACCUCUCUGCCUCAUGCAUUUAUAGCCAAUUACAGCAGGGAUACAUUCAGUAUCCCCUUGUGCCACCUGCUGUCUGAUGUUACCAAUGUUCCUUCUUGACACCAUGUAGUAUUAUUUUCAUCUAUAUCAUUACGCACCAGCAGUAGGUCACCAAGUUUGAAGAAUAAAUAUGCAAUUUUUUUUGUCUUUUGUCCUCAGUAUGAAGGAUUAGUAAAUGAAGUAUUAGUUUUUGUAACUAAUGUAAAAACACAGGUUUUAUAGAAUUGUACAGUUUUUUUUUUUUGUUGCUGCUUUUUGUUUUAUUUUUUUUUGGAAGGAUUUUGUUUUUGUUUUCAAAAAUGAUGGGGGGGGGGGAUCGGUCACCAAUGUGUAGUAUCGACAGUUGUGCCUGCCAAUGACAUGGUCUUUUUGAGUUUUCAGAUAAAGAUAUAUAUAUAUAUAUAAGUAUAUAUGAUAAUGACACUAGUCUCAAACUCCAAGUUUAUAGGAUUUUAAUCAAGAUUUUUGUCCUCAUUACAUGUUAUAAUUUCUCUAAAGAAUGGAAACGUCACCUUUUCGAUGUUGUUUCUUGCUGACUCGCCCAAGUGUAUUUCAUUCUCUGCUUUGUAUUUUAGCUAUUGUGGCACUGAGUUGCUUUUUAGCUCACUCUUUAAGGUGGAAAUGCGGAUUUGCUGCAAAGUUUAUUUUGUCCAGCACCUUUUUGGAUGUCCCUAAAUGUUCAGGUUUUAUCACAGUCGAUAAGUAUUGACUAAUGUGUGGGUGUGAAUGAGAUCCACAUGGAUUAGAUCCAGGAGUUUGAGACAAAUCAGCAAAUAUGAACAGAAGUAAGAGAAAAACAAGCCUAGCCGAAUUUUUUUGUUUUCUCUAGUGUCGUUUUUUUUUUUUUUU